GUAUAAUCAAAGAAACAUACUCUUCUUUUGCGGGUUUGAUUCAUCUCCUUUCUACCUCCAAGUCUUUCUCUGCCAACUUAAUUAAAAGUCCUUGAAAGUGACUCCAUUAAAUGUAAAGGAAAUUCACCAGAAAAUAUUGGGCAUUGUAUAGUUGUAUCCACAGAAGUCUCUUUCUUUUCCUACAAGAUAGAGAGAAGUAGAAACUUUGAAUGAUAAUCCAUUUGACAGUGGAUGAAAUCUGUCAGUUCCUUUCCAUUAUUGGGUUCAUUAAAUUCUCAUUUUGUAAUAAAAUUUUUUUUUACAUUUGGUUAGGUAGUCCUGGAUCCAUUACCCUUCGGGAUCCAAAGCCAAAAUUGGAAAAGAAAGUAAGAAGGAAAUAAGAAAAGAGAUACUUGGUCUUGCAAGAAAUGGUCAAUCAAGUAUAAGGUUUUUGUCUGAUUUUGAUCAUUGGUUUCCGGUUUUGGGCCAAGGGAUCAAAUUAAAAUAACAUUAUGCCAAGAUUUUACUAUUAUUUUAUAUAUUUCAUUGCUUGUAUGUUUUAGAUCUGAGCUAAGGCAUUAAGGAGGCCUGUUGUCUCUGACAAAAAGUCCUCCUUAAUAAAAGCAUAUCAGAGGUAGAUUUGCAGCUCACAACAGAUAGCUGACACCCCUCCAAAGACUCGGGGGUGUUAGAAUCUGGGCAGUGGAAUCAGAGUAGGUAUCAUAAAAGAUUCCCUUUUCCCAUUUAUUUUUUCCUCGAUGAAGAGUAAAAUGUAACUAGAUUAUUGGGUUUUCGUUAUUUUGCUCGAAGAAUCAGAGUGAUCACAAGGGUUUUGGUGUAGUGCUAGAAAUAUGGAUGAUUUUCCGAAGGUUUUGUGUGGGUGGAGCUGGGAGGAGAACAAAUUGUUUGAGCUGGCUUUGGCAGUGGUUGAUGAACAGGACCCAGAUCGGUGGGAAGUGGUUGCAGCCAUGGUCGGGGGAAAGAAGAGUGCAGAGGAUGUGCAUAAACAUUAUGUGAGCCUUUUGGAGGAUUUGCAGGUUAUAGAAUCUGGUAAGCUGGACCAUAAACUGGGGGAACCUCAGCCUUAUCAUCAAGUUGAUUGCUCUCAAUCCAUAUGCUGGAGUGAUGGAGAUAACAACUUGCUCGUUCGAUUAGAUAUAAACUGAUCUCUGGAACCGACGGGCUAUUUACAAGAGAACACAUAGCCUGCCUGAACAGAGCUGCUAGUUAUAGUUAGUGCAUCUGUUUCAAGUUUUAUCCGUAGUUUGCGAAGGUAAUCAAUCAAUCUCUUCUUUCUAACACUGAUGGAAGUUGUCUCCUGUCCAUGAAAUUGCUAGCAAGCCAGAAAGACUCAAUUUCCAAUUCCAAACUGUGAAUAGCAGAAAUUGGUUUAAAGCAUUGUUUAUCAA
Molecule: messenger RNA, 1388 nt
Organism: Juglans regia (Persian walnut)
Lineage: Eukaryota; Viridiplantae; Streptophyta; Magnoliopsida; Fagales; Juglandaceae
Product: protein RADIALIS-like 3
Exons: 2
Coding region: 831-1145 (104 amino acids)
Molecular function (GO): DNA-binding transcription factor activity
Source: RefSeq, a predicted model, not a curated record